Molecule: messenger RNA, 838 nt
Organism: Bombus pyrosoma
Lineage: Eukaryota; Metazoa; Arthropoda; Insecta; Hymenoptera; Apidae
Product: ejaculatory bulb-specific protein 3-like
Exons: 3
Coding region: 157-591 (144 amino acids)
Source: RefSeq, a predicted model, not a curated record
UCAGAAUCGUAGUUUAAUCGUGGCUUACACACGUUCAGGUGAAUAUCUGGCGUGUUUACAGUAUCUGCUGUUUCGUGAGUUAUUGAGUAUCCUCGAGUAACGAUAAACAUAAAUAAAUAUAAAACGUGAACGUUCAUCGUCAUUAUAAAGAGAGCUAUGCAUCAAAUACUCACCUGUCUGUUCCUUGUCAUGGCAAUCGUCUACGCGGCUGCCCGCCCCGACGACUCGACCUCGAAAAUGUUUUCCAAAGAUCUUGCCUCUACUGACAAAUACCCACAGAAAUUGGACAAUAUCAAUGUAGAUGAAAUUCUGAAAAAUGAUCGCUUGUUCAAUAAUUAUUACAAGUGUUUGCUCGACGAAGUAAGAUGCACUGCUGAAGGAAAUGAAAUCAAAAAGAUCUUACCUGAAGCUCUGGCCACCGACUGCCAGAAAUGUACUGAAAAACAAGCAGAAAAUGUCAAGAAGAUAAUCUACUUCCUGAUCACGGAAAAGCCACAAUUGUGGGACCAUUUCAUGGACAAGUUCGACCCCGAAAAUAAAUACAGAUAUAAAUACGAGGAGCAAGUGAAGAAGGGUGUAAAAGCUCAUUAAACAUAAUUAUUCGAACAUAGGAGAUUCGACCUUAUAAUUGUUUGGGAACAAAUGCAAUUGUCCAUUCCAGAAAUUAUUCACGUCCCUAAUAAACACGUAAACGACGUAACGAUCGAAUGAUAGACAAGUGGACACAGUAUUUAUUCGUAUAUGCAAAGCAAGCGAAAACAAAAAAAAAGAAAAUAAUCUCAAGACGACGAAUAUGUAAUUUUAUAAUGCGAGAAAAAUAAAAAUUGAUUUGAACAAA